Messenger RNA from Phoenix dactylifera (date palm), 1370 nucleotides. RefSeq names its product zinc transporter 3-like. Gene Ontology annotation, molecular function: zinc ion transmembrane transporter activity. Gene Ontology annotation, cellular component: plasma membrane. The record is from RefSeq and is a predicted model, not a curated record. Gene Ontology annotation, biological process: zinc ion transmembrane transport. NCBI's taxonomy places the organism in Eukaryota, Viridiplantae, Streptophyta, Magnoliopsida, Arecales, Arecaceae.
CAGCACCUUCUGUGCCCAACUCUCCCAAGAGAUGAGCCCAUCAUGUCCCUCCCUGACUCCCAAUACUCUCAGUCCUCUUACUAUGCUUUCACCAGCACCCAUGCCCCUUAUAUAAACACAUCUAUCUUCCUCUGGACGCUUAUGACCACUUCCUUUUACCUCUCUCACUCUUUUUCUACUCUUUUUCCAGUUUCUAGUUGGAACAUGAAGGCCAUGAAGCCUCUGUUUCUCCUCUGCUCCAUCUUCCUCCUCCUCCUCCUCCUCCUCCCUCUCCAUGUUCUGGCUGACUGUGAGUGCACCACCAACCCCGAAGGCCAAGACACACAGGAGGCUCUAAAGCUGAAGUUUAUAGCCAUUGCUUCGAUUCUAACAGCAGGUGCGGCUGGAGUCCUCAUUCCGAUCCUCGGGAGGUCGGUCGCAGCCCUCCGACCGGAGAACGAUGUGUUCUUCGUAAUUAAGGCCUUUGCGGCCGGUGUCAUACUUGCGACCGGGCUAAUUCACAUCCUUCCGGCCGCCUUCGAGAGCUUAACAUCGCCUUGUCUGAAGGAGGACCCAUGGCAUCACUUCCCGGUCGCCGGGUUUGUGGCCAUGCUAUCGGCCAUCGGGACGAUGGUGGUAGACUCAUUUGCCACCAGCUACUAUAGAAGGUCUCACAUCAGCAAGGCGCGGCCGGUGGAAGAAGACGAGGGGCGGAAUGGCGACGAGGAGUACUCGGCGGACCUUGCCGAACACGUGCAUGUCCACACGCACGCCACCCAUGGCCACGCUCAUGGCUCCGUGCCGGUCUCACCGGAGGAGGCCUCACUCGCUGAAAGAAUCCGGCACCGGAUUAUUUCCCAAGUUUUGGAGUUGGGCAUUGUAGUACAUUCUCUGAUUAUUGGUAUUUCUCUGGGUGCUUCUGAAAGACCCUCCACCAUCAGGCCUUUGCUGGGAGCCCUGAGUUUCCAUCAAUUCUUUGAAGGUAUAGGACUUGGUGGAUGCAUAGUUCAGGCAAAUUUUAGAGCUAAGGCGACGGUGGUCAUGGCAGUCUUUUUCUCCCUCACUGCUCCAAUUGGCAUUUCAUUAGGGAUUGCAAUAUCAUCUAGCUAUGAGGAAAAUAGCUCAAUUGCCCUUAUUGUUGAGGGAAUUUUCAAUUCUGCCUCUGCUGGAAUUUUAAUUUAUAUGGCCCUCGUUGAUCUCUUGGCAGCUGAUUUCACGAACCCUAAGAUGCAAAAUAAUGGGAGGCUUCAACUAGGAACACAUCUUGCCCUUCUUCUUGGUGCAGGUUUAAUGUCCAUUAUUGCUAAAUGGGCUUAGAAUUAUUGGCAAAGGCAAUUAGGAUCAUGUCAAUUUCCUAUAUAUUGAGGCUAAUCCAACAGUUUUUUUCCAUA